Hirundo rustica (Barn swallow) is the source of this 372-nucleotide messenger RNA. Its product is annotated as glypican-3-like. The record is from RefSeq and is a predicted model, not a curated record. Bases 1 to 372 code for a protein of 123 amino acids. Lineage: Eukaryota; Metazoa; Chordata; Aves; Passeriformes; Hirundinidae. The transcript has 3 exons. Gene Ontology annotation, biological process: regulation of protein localization to membrane; positive regulation of canonical Wnt signaling pathway; cell migration. Gene Ontology annotation, cellular component: cell surface; plasma membrane; extracellular region.
AUGUCGGGGAGCGACGGAGCGCUGCCGCUGGUGCUGCCGCUGCUGGCGGCCGCGCUGCUCGGUGCCGCGGGGGCCGCGCAGCCGGCGGGGGAAGCCGCUUGCCGCCCCGUCCGCGCCGCCUUCCAGGCGCUGCAGCCCGGAGCUAAGUGGGUGCCCGAGAGCCCCGUGCCAGGGACUGAUCUGCAGGUAUGUGUCCCAAAGGGCUCCACGUGCUGCUCGAGGAAGAUGGAGGAGAAGUACCAGGCCACCGCCCGCCUGAACAUGGAGCAGCUGCUGCAGUCGGCCAGCAUGGAGCUGAAAUUCCUCGUCAUCCAGAACGCUGCUGUCUUCCAAGAGGCCCGUGCAGGGGAUUUGAAGCUGAAUUUAUUCUGA